GAAAGAACAAUAAUAGAAUAGAAUAGAAUGCACAUUUGACGCUUCGUUGAUGUUGUAGUCUUUUAGAAUUUAAAAAUCAAACGUCUACACGGAUAGCAAUACAUGUACCUACUUGGUAGAGGAACCUUAUAAUCUAAUGCGUGACAUAUAAUUGUUCAUUACGUAGCUGCACGCGAUUUCAAUUGGUACAGUCCUUGUUGCACAUGGAACACAGUUUUGUUGUAUGAAGAUUGUAAGCGUACAGCUGUAGAGAAUGUAUUUGGAUUUUACGGAGGACUGAAUGUUAUUUCCGAUAUUUAAUCUUACGUUGAAAGGACCACGUUUAUGCUAAGUUACGAAUAUUGAGCUCACGCAAUCUCCUGAAUUGCUGCUGGAAGAUUGUUCCUGACAUACAAAAAGAAUUUUUAAAAGUUGAUACUAUGAAGCAUCUAUUCGACGAGAGCGACUGGAAUGUCUAUAAGUGUGAUGUAUUAAAUUUGAGUGUAGGCACUCCUGGCUCAGAUUUACUGGAACAGUGCUGUGAGAACUUUAAGAUUGCUUCGGUACACCGAAUGAAUCUUGAAAAAAAUAAAAACAAUGCUUAUUUGUUUCAAUAUGGUCCAACUCCGGGUAUAGAGGAGGCCCGUAAUGCUAUUGCAACGUUUUGUACUGAUAAAUAUCAAAGCGAGGUGAAGAGUGAUGAUAUGAUAAUAACCAGUGGUGCUACUCAGGGUUUACACUUUGUAUUGACAACAUUAGUCGAUUUGAAUGGAGUAGUAUUUAUUGACGAAGUGACAUAUAUGAUAGCUCUUGAUGCUAUAAAACAAAUUGAUACAUUACAAAUAAUACCAAUUCCAUUGACUGAUGAAGGUGUUGACUUAUCUCGAUUUGAGUGCAUUUUGGAGGAAAAAAAAUUCAAACCGAAAAACAAGGAAUUUUGGGGUAUUUAUUACAGCAUACCAGUAUACCACAAUCCCACAGGCUUACUUUUCUCAGAGGCGGUAUGUGAAGGAUUGGUGAAAUUGGCACGUAAAUAUGACUUUCUCAUUUGCUGUGAUGAUGUUUACAAUAUACUUAAUUAUUGCGGAAAUGCUCCACCAAAACGUUUAUAUGCAUACGAUAAGAACACUGAUCCUGAUUUUCGAGGCAAUGUUAUCUCGAAUUGCAGUUUUUCAAAGAUUUUAGGACCAGGUUUACGAUUGGGUUGGAUCGAGACUUCGCCUAGAAUACGAACAAUUCUAUUAAAAUCUGGUGUUAUUAGAAGUGGCGGAUGUUUUAAUAACUACACCUCAGGCAUUUUAACCAGUUUGUUUGAGCUUGGCUUGGCGCAGACCCAAAUAAGUUGCUGGAAAGAAAUUUAUAAUGAACGAAUGGUGGCUACUUGUGCAAUAUUUCAGAAACAUUUGCCAGUAGGUUGUAGUAUAAAAUCACCUGGAGGAGGAUAUUUCAUUUGGAUUUCCUUGCCUAUAAAUACGGAUGCAAGUGAUUUUCUUCAGUUCUGUAAACGUGAGGAAAAAAUUAUUUUUAUACCUGCUUCAGCAUUUUCUCUGGAUGGGAAAGCCAAAAAAAAUUGCUUCCGGAUAUCGAUCGGAUUUCAUAGCACAGAAAGAUUAAUAGAUGGCGCUAGUAGAAUUUGUUCAGCAAUUACACGGUUUUUAAAAUUAUAAUUUUUUUUGAAAAUUUUUGUAGUUUCAUAUGGUAUAUUUUUGAUAAAAUUCUAUAACUUUUAAAAUUGUAUAGACUAACUACAUAAUUAGCUUUCAUUGUUACUCAAUGUAUUUCAUUGUGUCAAUAUUUUAAAUUUAAUGUCAAUAAAUAACGCAAAAUGGUGUAAAAAUAAAAGUUGGUAUGGUAUCGAGAAUUGUUGUAGCAUAAAAGAUCAACUAUGGUCGCAAUGCUCCGCUCUGUUAGAAGACGGUACCCUGUUUAUCUCUAUUCUAUCUAGAAGUGUUUUUUUAGAUGGUUAUAUUAUCAGGACUAUUUUGGU
Messenger RNA from Teleopsis dalmanni, 1966 nucleotides. RefSeq lists its product as uncharacterized. NCBI's taxonomy places the organism in Eukaryota, Metazoa, Arthropoda, Insecta, Diptera, Diopsidae. Gene Ontology annotation, molecular function: L-2-aminoadipate:2-oxoglutarate transaminase activity; pyridoxal phosphate binding. Gene Ontology annotation, biological process: biosynthetic process. The transcript is spliced from 9 exons. Bases 420 to 1646 code for a protein of 408 amino acids. The record is from RefSeq and is a predicted model, not a curated record.